GCAGGCCCAGGAGAUGGGCAACGUGGUGGAAGGCAAGUCCGUGGAGGAGCUGAGCAGCACCGAGUGCCACCAGUGGUACAAGAAAUUCAUGACCGAGUGCCCCUCUGGGCAGCUCACCCUCUAUGAGUUCCGUCAGUUCUUUGGCCUCAAGAACCUGAGCCCGACGGCUAGCCAGUAUGUGGAGCAGAUGUUUGAAACUUUUGACUUCAACAAGGAUGGCUACAUCGACUUCAUGGAGUACGUGGCGGCGCUCAGUCUGGUGCUGAAGGGAAAGGUGGAGCACAAACUGCGCUGGUACUUCAAGCUCUACGACGUUGACGGAAAUGGGUGCAUCGACCGUGACGAGCUGCUCACCAUCAUCCGGGCCAUUCGAACCAUUAACCCCUGGAGCGACUCCACCAUGACUGCCGAGGAGUUCACCAACACUGUGUUCUCCAAGAUCGACGUCAACGGAGAUGGGGAGCUGUCCCUGGAGGAGUUCAUGGAGGGUGUACAGAAGGACCGGAUGCUGCUGGACACGCUGACACGCAGCCUGGACCUCACCCGCAUCGUGCGCAGGCUGCAGAAUGGGGAGCAGGAAGAGGAGGCUGGCGAAGGGGCAGCUGAGGCUGCUGCCUGAGCCAUCCACCC
Molecule: messenger RNA, 630 nt
Organism: Ochotona curzoniae (black-lipped pika)
Lineage: Eukaryota; Metazoa; Chordata; Mammalia; Lagomorpha; Ochotonidae
Product: guanylyl cyclase-activating protein 1
Exons: 4
Coding region: 14-619 (201 amino acids)
Biological process (GO): positive regulation of guanylate cyclase activity; visual perception
Cellular component (GO): cone photoreceptor outer segment; photoreceptor inner segment
Molecular function (GO): calcium sensitive guanylate cyclase activator activity; calcium ion binding
Source: RefSeq, a predicted model, not a curated record